This is a messenger RNA of Cooperia oncophora, 483 nucleotides long. The record is from the annotation of a GenBank genome assembly. Lineage: Eukaryota; Metazoa; Nematoda; Chromadorea; Rhabditida; Trichostrongylidae.
AUGCCAUUAUUACUAUUACUGCUAUGUUUACCUGUUGAUGCUACCCAACGCCCUAAUCUCAAGUUUCCCGGCCAUGCGAAACGUCUUCGUGAUCAUCCGGUUCCAGAACUACCAUCACCAUUCGGGAACAAGGUUUAUCUGAAGAAUAAGCUGCUAAACAAUCUGAAUCACUUCUUUCCCGAUACUGAAGAAACCCUGGAGAUGUUGGGAGGGCCACCGGGUCCACAAGAUCAUCCAGUUGAUUCUAAUUCUAUUAUCGAUCAACCAGUCGCCAAGGGAACACCGACAGAGCCGAUGUUUUCCCCGGUUCAGACUCUUUUGGAGAACACAUUCACUCGUGACGAAUCUGUGCAUCAUUUUCCUACUCUAAUACCAACUGAAGGAACCAUUCCGCCACUGCGAAGCUCUACACCUCCGACUUCUGCAUCAACUCCAGCUAAGAUCAGCAACAAAUGUGCUAUUCUUCUGUCAAUCAGAAUUUGA